This is a messenger RNA of Syngnathus acus (greater pipefish), 2386 nucleotides long. Its product is annotated as piggyBac transposable element-derived protein 3-like. The transcript has 2 exons. Lineage: Eukaryota; Metazoa; Chordata; Actinopteri; Syngnathiformes; Syngnathidae. Gene Ontology annotation, molecular function: sequence-specific DNA binding. The record is from RefSeq and is a predicted model, not a curated record. Bases 210 to 1145 code for a protein of 311 amino acids.
CUGUGAUUAAAACCCCUUUCUGCCGAUAGUCUACAUUUAGACGCUCCAAUUUCCGUAACAUCUGUCGCCCUCAAAUGCCGACCAGCAUUCGUGCCGGUUGUAUCCGGUUAUAAUCAGUCUUUGACCUGUCGAAACCGGAAUCGCCGCCAUCUUCCCAGUGUAUGAGUCAGUCGUGCUAGGUGAGUGAAGCCGGACGGUUGCGAUUCACGAUGGAACAUGAUCAAAGACUAUGGGCGUCUAUGGGUACAAAAUCGGCGCUGGAUGUCCUCGAUGCAAUCGAAGAUGAAGACGCAGCUGUGGAUGAAAUCUUCAUUGCUCCCCCCGCGGUCAGUGUGGAGUCUGACGAAGACAGCGGCGAGGAAGACGGCGGAGGAACGAUCGAUAAUCUCUCGGGACGGCAGUUUUGCGCUCCCGCCGUGGCGGUCCUCGCCGACAGACGUGUGAUCAGAGAUGAUGAUGGCGACACGGAGGAAGAAGAGGAGCCCCAACAGGCCUCCACCUCAAAGAAACGCUCGCAGAAAGAUGGGGUGGACUACAAAUGGACCAACAGUAAAAAGCGCCUGACAAAAUUCCCGGACGCCAGGCCUCUCGCCGUCCCCACGAUUGUCGUCGGAAAGAGCGCAAUUCAGAAGGUGGACUUCUUCCUUUCUGAUGUAUAUCCUCACCUUGUUCGAGAGACCAUCAAGUAUGCGGCGGUGACUGACUCCAACUUCCAGCUCACCAUCGGAGAAUUGAAGCGCGUGUUGGGGAUCUUGCUGCUCUCGGGUUACCACUCUCUCCCCAGUCGCCGACACUACUGGAGCACAGAUGAAGAUCUCCAGUGCGCCCUCGUCGCUGGGGCCAUGUCACGCAACAGGUUUGAGGAGAUCAUCAGCUACAUUCACUGCGCCGACAACGCGCACCUGAACCUCAGCGACCGGAUGACAAAGCUGCGUCCCAUGAUGGACAUCCUCAACGCUCGGUUCGGGGAGGCGUAUCCAAUGGACUGCAAUGUUGAUCUGGACGAGGCAAUGAUUGAAUAUUUUGGAAGACACGGCUGCAAGCAAGCAAUCCGAAACAAGUCGGUGCGGUUCGGUUUCAAGGCCUGGUGCCUGAACAGUGGGACCAACGGCUUCCUGCUCCGCUUCGACAUCUACCAGGGGUAGAGUGGAGAUGCCGCUGAAGUGGAACGCAAGUUCGGCAAGGGCGGUGGCACGCUCCUUCGACUUCUGGACGACCUCCCCGAUGCUGUGCGUGCAUUUCCGCUACGCGUCUACAUCGACAACUACUUCACCGGCCUCCCGCUAGUUGCAGAGCUGCACAGGCGGGGCUACGCUUGCACGGGGACGAUCCGAGAAAACCGCAUCCCGCGCUCCUGCCCGAUCACAGAUCAGAAGGCUAUGAAGAGCAAGCCGCGUGGUGCCGUGUCUGUCGUGUACGACACGGCAAACAAGAUUGCGCUCACUCGGUGGAAGGAUAACGCCGUGGUCACCAUCGCCUCCACCCUCGCCGCCGAGCAUCCUCUGCAGAAGUCACGCUGGUCAGCGAAGAAGAAGGUGGCAGUGGACCAGCCAUUUGUUGUCCAGCUGUACAACCGCAGCAUGGGCGGCACGGACCGCGCCGACCAGAGCAUCGGGCUCUACCGCAUCAACAUGCGCCGGAAGAAGUGGUGGUGGCCGAUAUUCACUUGGAUGCUGGACGCGGCCGUCUUCAAUGCAUGGGUGCUGCACCAGCUGGAUGAGCAUGGCGGGAUGUCUCUGCUGGACUUCCGACGCGAGGUGGCCCGAACUCUGCUUGCAGCACCAGGCGUCACUCGAGCUCGGAGAGCGGGCAGACCGCGCCUGUGCGCAGUUGCUGAUGACUCCCGCUUCGACAGCAUGGAGCACUGGCCGGAAGUGGCGGAGCAAGGCCGAAAGUGCGCACUGCCGACUUGCAAGUCGCGUCCGUCCAGUGCGUGCUCCAAGUGCUGCGUGGCACUGUGCAUGAAGUGUUUCCGUGGUUACCACCAGCCGGAACAGAAUGUGUGAGAAGCACUGGUCGCGUGAUCCGUUUUCUGAUCGGAAGUGGCGGCGCAAGGCUGAACAUGAUCACUGCUGAGUUACAGUUUAUAUCUGCGUUUAUGGUACCGCAAUCUUCAGUCCACUGCGCUUAUUGUACCGUGGUUUUGUACCGUUUUCCCUGAAAGUUUGUUGCAAAUACAUACGGCUAUGAAAGCCAACUUGUGUUCAUAGAAACUUCGGCAUUUUCUUACGAUGGGGAUGACGGCCGCCGUUGACUGGAGGCGUUGCACAUGCAUGCCCAUUGAAAAUUGCGGAAAUGGUCCCUUUCAUGUUGCAGACAGCUGUUACGUGUAAAACACAACUAACUCUGAACAUUCAAAUAAAUUACAUCACGUUACACUUGUAAA